Messenger RNA from Zychaea mexicana, 2944 nucleotides. RefSeq lists its product as uncharacterized. Gene Ontology annotation, biological process: ribosomal small subunit biogenesis. The record is from RefSeq and is a predicted model, not a curated record. Bases 43 to 2868 code for a protein of 941 amino acids. The transcript has 11 exons. Gene Ontology annotation, cellular component: nucleolus. Gene Ontology annotation, molecular function: RNA binding; protein binding. Lineage: Eukaryota; Fungi; Mucoromycota; Mucoromycetes; Mucorales; Lichtheimiaceae.
UUUUUGGAUUGCCUUUGACACACACAAAAUAAAAUUAUUAUUAUGGAUCGUCAGCAUCAACGCGGUAGUAGAGGUGGUCGAGGAGGAUCCCGAGGUGGUUUCAAUAAUCGGAAGCCAAGACACGAUCCAAGUAUUGGAUCUCGACUUCCACAGAAAAUUCAGGAAGAAUUAGAAGAGCAAGAAACCGAUAAACGUCAAUUUACAAAGAACUUUAUCAACAAAGUCGGUAAUCGCAAAGAAUUACGGAAACAGAAACGUGUAGAUAAAGGAAAACGAAAGGCAGCACACCAAGCUGGCGUUACUCAUGCUGCUCCUGCAGCCAAACGUCAAAAAGCAAACAACAAUACCAGCAAUGCAAACAAUAAUCAUAAUACCACCGCAAUUACUAAAAAACAAGUUGACAAAAGACCUGCCGCUGAAGCCCCCACUGUCACUGCUGCCGAAUCGAAUGGAGCACAAAAGAAAAAAGCAGCCACCACCAAGACAGCAAACAUCGAUGCUAGUGCACUCAAACGGCUGUCAAAAUCAAAUCCACACUUAUAUUCGCUUUUGGAAUCCGAUAACUUGCUCAAUAGUACGAACGAUCCAAGUUUUGCUGAGGAUGAUCGAGAAAUUGCCUAUUGGGAAAAGAAACUUGGUGUGAGCAAAAAGAAAAGCGGCAGCGGUCUAAAAAAGGCGCUUCAGGACGACGGCUUAUUGGAACUUUUCGGUGGCAUGGGUGAAGGCGACGAGGAAGAUGAUGAUGAUGAAGACAUCGAUUAUCAGGAGUACUUGAAGCAGAAGAGACAGAAGAAGAAGAUGCAGCAGGAUAUUGAAGCACAGGGCGAGGAGGCUGUGGAUGACCUAUUUGCUGGACUGGAUGGAAGUGAGGAGGAAGAGGACGAUGGGGACUUAUCGGGAGACGACAGAGAAGAAUUGCUCGAAGAUGGAGAUGCCAUGUCUGAAGACGAAGAAGACGACGAUGAAAGUGAUUCUGAUGGGGACCAAGUUGAAGAGUUGGAGGAUGAAGAGAUGGUCGAAGGUAGCGAAGAGGACGAAGGAGAACUUUCAGAAGAAUACGAAAAUAUGACGGAUCCAGAAGAAGAAGAAGGAAGUGAAAACGAUGAAAAGGAAAUUGAAUCCAAGGAGCCAGAAACGCCAACGCCAGCAAAACCAGCUGCUGUCAGUGCAGCUACGAAAUACGUUCCUCCCCAUCUUCGAAAAGCCCCUGCGACCAAGUCAGAACAGCAGAUCAAACUCCAUCGACUUUUACAAGGUCAACUUAACAGAUUGAGUGAAAGCAAUAUAGAAGCUAUUCUGUUACAGAUUGAAGAAUGUUACGAAAGUUAUCCUCGUCAUGACGUAACGUCGACUAUCACAAACAUUAUUCUGGACUCUAUCGCACAAAAGUCCAACCUGCUAGAUUCCUUUGUUGUAUCGUAUGCAUCUAUUGCAAGCGGCAUCUACAGACUUAAAGGUGUCGAUUGUGCUGCAUUUUUCGUUCAGAGCUUGGUCGAGGCAUUUGAAAAAGAAUACAAAAAAUGCCAGGAAGCAGCAGCGCGCGGUGAGAGUUUGAACGACGAAGUGACCCCUGGUGCUCGAGAAGCCAAGAAUUUGUUGACGCUUUUGCUCGAACUAUACAACUUUCAAGUGGUUGCUUGUGUCUUGGUAUACGACAUUGUCCGCGUUCUGAUUGGCCAUCUUGACGAAUACAGUGUGGAAUUGCUUCUUAAAAUUGUAAAAACUGCGGGUGCCCAGUUACGUGCAGAUGAUCCAGCAGCUUUGAAAGAUAUCAUUGAUGAAAUUCAAAAAGAAACGGCCAAGCGUGAUCCAAAGACUAUUUCGACUCGUCACAAAUUUAUGCUGGAGACACUCGCUAACAUCAAAAACAACAAGAUAAAGAGUGGGCCUACUGCCUCAGGACAGGCCGAUAAAGAGCUCGUGAACAAAAUGAAGCGAUUCUUGAACAGUCUCGGCAAGAAGCGUAGUGUGCAGAUUGCUGAACCUCUGCGUGUCAGUUUGGAAGAUAUCCACCAAAUCGAGACAAAGGGUAAAUGGUGGUUGGUUGGCGCAUCCUGGAAAGAUAACUUGGUCGGUACCGAAAGCAAACGCAAGGAACCAGCCAAAAUGGCCAAGGAUUUGAAGAAGGAUCAGUCCAUGCAAGCAGCAUUGCUUAAAUUGGCAAGAAAGCAAGGGAUGAACACUGAUAUUCGACGAAGUAUAUUCAUUACAACCAUGAGUGCAGAGGAUUAUCUGGAUGCAUUUGAAAGACUAAUGAAACUCGGUCUAAGUGAAGUGCAACAGCGCGAGAUUGCGCGUGUGUUAUUACAGUGUACUGGCAAUGAAAAAACAUUUAAUCCAUACUACAUGCUCGUCGCCAAACGUCUGUGCGAGUAUAACCACUCAUUCAAGGUCACCUUCCAGUACUGCUUAUGGGAUUUCCUGCGCGAGUGCGGUGAACGAGAAGUUGGCGGUUUAGAACGAACUAUGAUUGAAAGCGCGGAUACGAACAACGAUGGAUUAAACGUUCGAUCCAGUCGCAUUGUCAAUGUUGCCAAAUUCUAUGCUGCAUUAAUAGCACACGAGUGCAUGUCUCUCGCGGUGCUAAGAAGUGUCAACUUUAUGACGUUGGGGCAAAAGGGUCGAUUAUGGCUGCAAAUACUGUUUAUCAACGUCUUCUUGCAGCUCAAGAAUGAAGCAGACUACACGCGGGCCGUGGCCACCGUCUUUACCAAAAUCAUCGAGUUACGGACGCUUGCUCAGGGUAUCCUCUUUUUCCUCCAAGAGUCGGUGGUACACAAAUGUGCAGGCAUUCUGGGUAGCAAAACGGACGUGGAAGUUGUACAAAAAGGUUGCAAGGCUGCAAAGGAUACUAUAAGCCGGAAAUAAAUGUUAGCCUAGAUGUGUAUUCUUUUAAAUAUUUAAUAAUCUAAUCACUAAUGAUACAAGGAUAACCAAGUUUAGC